Messenger RNA from Colletotrichum karsti, 1512 nucleotides. RefSeq names its product major facilitator superfamily transporter. Gene Ontology annotation, molecular function: transmembrane transporter activity. The record is from RefSeq and is a predicted model, not a curated record. The transcript is spliced from 6 exons. The coding region runs from base 1 to 1512 and encodes 503 amino acids. Gene Ontology annotation, biological process: transmembrane transport. Lineage: Eukaryota; Fungi; Ascomycota; Sordariomycetes; Glomerellales; Glomerellaceae.
AUGGCAUCUUCGACAGUGCCUUCUGGGCCCCCUCCGGGAUUCAUCCCGGGUACCGUUCAUCUAGUCGACCUUCAUGGAACGAUGUCAUCGCGUCACGCAGAUGGUGGUGCUCGAGACAUCGUUCUGAUCCCAACGCCAUCAAGCGAUCCCGACGAUCCUCUGAAUUGGUCACCACGUAGGAAGUUUCAGCAUCUCUGCUGCCUUGGUGUCUACUGUCUAGCCAUCGGCAUAGCUUCGGCUGCAAUCUACUCGGUUCUCGUGCCUAUCUCAGAAGCAACGGAUCUGACCCUCGGAGACCUGAACGCCGGCACUGGAUAUAUGUUCUUGACACUGGGUUGGGGAUGUUUAGUCUGGCAACCACUGGCCCAGAAGUAUGGCAAGCGUCCAGUCUAUCUGUUCAGCUUGAUUACAACUCUCUGGUUCACUCACGAGAGAGGCACCUACAUGGGCUACUACGCUCUGUUCCUGUGCGGCAGCAACUUUCUAGCCCCGGUCAUUGCCGGUUUCAUUAACGAUGGCCAGGGAUGGGAAUGGGUUCUCCACUGGUGCGCCAUUUUCUGCGGUAUUGGUUUCUUGAUAUGCUUCUUCUUCAUGGAAGAGACCAACUACCAGCGCAUGACUGUGUUGAAUGCAGAGUUGUACACCGAAGAUCCCACGGAUGCUUCCGUUGAGAAGGGCACCAAGGCUCCGUCCGACUCUGGACAUCCCACCCCAACUCAGGAUCACGCAACCACGACCUCGAGCAGCCCAACGCAGAAGACCUUUGUUGAAAAGAUUAUGCUUUUCCGCAAGCAGGACUUCGACAGCCGAGCGUCUCUCAAGGAUAUGGUUAUCCGACCUUUCAUCUACUUCUCGCUUCCCGUCGUCGUAUUCAGCGGGUUUGUAUAUGGGGCGAUCCUGUGUUACUUCAACGUCCUCAACGGCACGGCGUCUCUCAUUCUUUCGAGCCCUCCAUACAACUUCAGGGCUAGCAUCGUUGGACUAUCAUACGUUUCUUGUCUGAUUGGUGUUGCUAUUGGAUUCGUGUUCUCCGGCUACUUCGGCGAUUCUUUCACUCUUUGGAAGGCUCGCAGGAAUCAAGGCAUCAUGGAGCCCGAGUUCCGACUUUGGCUCUUUUCCGUACUGAUGGUCGUUGUGCCCGGCUCGCUCCUCCUAUGGGGUGUUGGGGCAGCUCACCAAGUCCAUUGGUUCGGCUUGAUAUUCGCGAUGGGAGCACUGAGUGCCGGUGUCACCGCUGGAUGCCAGCUGACUAUCACGUACUGCAUCGACUCGUACAAGGAACUUGGCGCAGAUGCCAUUGUUACAGUCAUCCUCAUUAGGAAUACCAUGAGCUUCGCAGUUUCAUACGGUAUCACUCCAUGGGUCACGGACAUGGGUUGGCAGAAUGCAUUUUUGGUGGCCGCUUUCGCAGCUCUAGCUGUGAUUUCUCUGUUCUUGGUAAUGAUAAAGAAGGGUCGCCAAUUUCGCCAAGAUAGUGCUGAGACCUUUUGGAAGUAUCGGCAACACGAGUGA